This is a messenger RNA of Choloepus didactylus (southern two-toed sloth), 2849 nucleotides long. It is a transcript of the gene XKRX, whose product is annotated as XK related X-linked. The coding region runs from base 711 to 2060 and encodes 449 amino acids. NCBI's taxonomy places the organism in Eukaryota, Metazoa, Chordata, Mammalia, Pilosa, Megalonychidae. The record is from RefSeq and is a predicted model, not a curated record. Gene Ontology annotation, cellular component: membrane. The transcript has 3 exons.
UCCGGCUGUGGCAUUGCUCCUUCUCGCCACGGAAGGUUAAGGGGGCGGGGCUUGCGGAAUCCGAGGAGCCGUCCUGAGAGCGUUCAACUCAGCGCUGGUCCUGAGAGAGUGCCGGCGAGCAGGCGCGUUAAUUGCCAUAGCCCAGCAAAAGCCAGGGUACCUAGGCACUGAAGCCAAUCACCGAAGGAACGCUUAGGCUGUGCCCCCUCUUCUUCUGCCCUGGCUCAGUUCGCGGGUGACUUGAGAGUGCACGCUGGUCAGGACUCCUCGCGUGGAGGUACUGAGCGUCUGUGCCCCGAAAGAGUGGCUACCCACCUGCCUGUGGGACUGCGAAGGGAGAAACUGCCACCGAAACAGCUGUUCCCAUGGCUCUUCUCUGCGCGCCUGGAAUUGGAUUCCAGACUGGGUUCCGGGAUGCUUCCUUUUGCCUUGUCCAAAUUUCACAGCACGUAUGUUGACGAUUGGAAUCUUGGGCCCAUCGAGAGUCAAAGUCAUAGUGUAUUCCAGAGCUCUCUAUUUCAGACUCCAACAGGUCUAAUUUGAGGCUAGAAGAGAAGGGUCUUGUGCUCUAACCAGGGGAUCUCCGUUCCAGAACUGUACUUGACAGAGCCCUCCGUACUGAUACGUGGACUGCAGCAGCUCCAGGAGUUCUCUUGGAAGAGGGAUGUGUGUGUUCUGAAGACCAGACCGCAACACUCAGAACUUCGACAAUGGACAGAGUUUAUGAAAUUCCUGAGGAGCCAAAUGUGGAUCAAAUUUCAUCUCUGGAGGAAGAUGUCAUACGAGGGGCCAACCCACGCUUUACCUUUCCUUUUGGCAUCCUCUUCUCCACCUUUCUGUACUGUGGGGAGGCUGCAUCUGCCUUGUAUAUGGUUAGAAUCUAUCGAAAGAAUAAUGAAACCUACUGGAUGACAUACACCCUCUCCUUCUUUAUGUUUUCAUCCAUUAUGGUCCAGUUGACACUCAUUUUUGUCCAUAGAGAUCUGGCCAAAGAUAAGCCUUUAUCGCUGUUUAUGCAUCUAAUCCUCUUGGGGCCUGUUAUCAGAUGUUUGGAAGCCAUGAUUAAGUACCUCACAUUGUGGAAGAAGGAAGGGCAGGAGGAGCCCUAUGUCAGCCUCACCCGAAAGAAGAUGCUAAUAAAUGGUGAGGAGGUGCUGACAGAAUGGGAAGUGGGCCACUCCAUCCGGACCCUGGCUAUGCACCGCAAUGCCUACAAACGUAUGUCACAGAUUCAAGCCUUCCUGGGCUCAGUGCCCCAGCUGACCUAUCAGCUCUAUGUGACCCUGAUCUCUGCAGAGGUUCCCCUGGGUAGAGUUGUGCUAAUGGUCUUUUCCCUGAUAUCUGUCACCUAUGGGGCUACCCUCUGCAAUAUGUUGGCUAUCCAGAUCAAGUACGAUGAAUACAAGAUUCGCCUUGGGCCACUAGAAGUCCUCUGCAUCACCAUCUGGCGGACAUUGGAGAUCACUUCCCGCUUGGUGAUUCUGGUGCUCUUCUCAGCCACCUUGAAAUUGAAGGCUGUGCCCUUCUUAUUGCUCAACUUCCUGAUCAUCCUCUUUGAGCCUUGGGUUAAGUUCUGGAGGAGUGGUGCCCAGAUGCCCAAUAACAUUGAGAAAAAUUUCAGCCGGGUAGGCACACUGGUAGUGCUGAUUUCAGUCACCGUACUCUACGCUGGCAUUAACUUCUCUUGUUGGUCAGCCAUGCAGUUGAAGUUGGCAGACAGGGAACUUGUUGACAAAGACCAGAACUGGGGACAUAUGGGCCUGCACUAUAGUGUGCGGUUGGUAGAGAAUGUGAUCAUGGUCUUGGUUUUUAAGUUCUUUGGAGUGAAAGUAUUACUAAAUUACUGUCAUUCCUUGAUUGCCUUGCAGCUCAUUAUUGCUUAUCUGAUUUCCAUUGGCUUCAUGCUCCUUUUCUUCCAGUACUUGCAUCCAUUGCGCUCACUCUUCACCCACAAUGUAGUAGACUACCUCCACUGUAUCUGCUGCCACCGACACCCUCAGGGCAGAGCUGAGAACUUGGAGCCAUCCUUUGAAGCUGAAGCAAGGCAAAACAUUGUCUGAUUCUAGUCUUCUGGGUAUUUGGGGAUGGGUUCGGGUUUUCCAAGAGCAACUGUGAAAUCAAAGGAAAAGAGAAGACUCUUGGGUGGGUACCUACCAGGAUAUUUUCUUGGGUUUUCACAUAAGCCCAUCAAAAGAAAGAACAGCCACCAAAUAGGUUUUAUUUCCUCAAGACUGCAAUAUUAGAACACCAGGAGUAUCCAUUAUGGAAGGGUCAAAGAUACCAUUCACUGUCCCAUCCCCCACUCAGGUCUGGCUGUCCUAUGGGAUAACUUACCUCCAGGGCCCUUAGGCUUUCUGUAACUUUCCAGCUCUGCUCAUUUGCUUGAGGCUUCACUGAGCUUUUCCAGGCUCAGCUGUAAGCUCAGAAUCCCACCAGAAUAUAUUCUGACUGAUCAGAGAAUGUGAGAGUGGUUUGGGCCUUUUUAAUUCCAAUGAGAAGCUCUGGCUAAGAGGAUGGCCCCUAUUGUUAAAAGAGCUGCUACCCUAAGGAGCUCUCCAUUAGGAUUUAGCUAGUGGUGGUUCUUCUUUCAGUGGCCCUUCAUAGGCAGAAUAGGAUUCCUUUAGGGCACAAGCCAGACUAUCUCAGGGACCUGCAAGGGCCUCCAGCUUGCAGUAGAGUGGUGGAGUGAAAUCUCUUACUUUACUGCCUCAUUAACAGGGAUUCCCUCCAACCCAGCUUUUUUUGUGCUCUUGGUGUUUUACUACUUGACAUGGACCUCAGAGAAGCUGAACUGUAAUUGAAAAUGUUUCUAAUGUGUGGAAGAAAUGAAGACUGCCUUGUGUCUGCUA